UAGCUAGGUGUCGGUAUAUUCAAUUCACACAGAGAUGUUCGUGCAGCUCCAGUCGCAUCCCAAAUUGCAGUUCGAGGAAUUAGUAGUGCAGGCGGCAGCGACGACCUUGAAUCACGAAUGCGUCUAAACGAACUUCGAUUUUCGGCAAUAUGCGGCAUUCGCCAAUAAAUAUGACCGAGCGUGGGAAUGUUGUUUGUCAACAAAGUCUGAGAACUUGGACUUGCUCCAUAGUACAUUAGGCCGAAUUGGAACGGGGGAUGAUUGAAAAGUGUGUCAUACUUGUUUUGGUGCGUAGGUCAGCGUCGCCGUCGCCGUCUGUGGUGUACGAUAAACAAAUGGCACGUCCCGCCCACCCUCCGUUGUUAAGGUGGAAGGUUUUAAGUCGGAUACCCAUUUUUUGUGAUAAUGUGUGAUAUUGAUUCGGGUGCAGCGGGCCGGCGCGAUGCACGUGCAUGCGGCGGGUGCAGGCAGGCGGCAGGGGCGACAACCGAUGCAGCCAGACAAGAGGGUCGGCAACAUCGCUUCAUCUCGCGAGAUCGGAGAGGGUCUCGACGGCACAUGAGGUCGUCUCUUGUCGAGCCGGCAGCGGGAACCAGUGCGAUCCCCGCCACCGUUGAAAAACUGAAGCAAAUUUGUAUGCAGGAACGAUCACCGAGUGCUGCAGCCUAAAUGGAGGCUGCAUCCGCGAGUGCAACGCGCCUGGACAUCCUCGGCCAGUGUUCCCUGUGCGAGUGCCAUGUGGUGCGUGAGGUGACGCCGCGGCCGCCCCCCAACGCCGACGUCUUUGUAUUAUUUGUGUGAGUGCUUGCCGCAUACCGCCGCCGGUUAUUACUUUGACGAUUCGCGCUUCUUUCAUUCCUUUAUAACAUCGAUGCCCUUCAGAUAUCAUCACGAUGGCAAUCAAUUUUUCAGCAUCUUUUGCUGCAUGUCUGGCGGCCGGACUCAAAGUUCCCAGACAAAUUAUGUACUGCAUUUCUCAAGACACCGGCGCACCAUACGUUCUUUAUAAAGAUGGCAUGGAUAGGGCACAGACGCAAUGGGGAGUGCACGAUAAUUAUGGUGGUCCCCAACAAACUUCCUCUGGUGCGGCAAGUCCUCAGCAGGCUUGUGGACCCACUGUUCCGCUUGGGGUGGAGGCCGACGCAGGACCACCACGUGAUCAAAGCCUACCGUCACCAGCACCGUCACCAUAUCCUGCUACACAAGCCGAACCGCGCGAAGAUGAUUUACAACCGGAACCCCCUUCGAUGGAUUUAGAACAGAGACCAUCGUCACAAUGCUUCGCUACCGAUCUUCAACAGCCACCGCCGCCUCCUCAGCAACAGCAGCCUCAACAAUCCGCAUAUCACCAAUAUUCGAGAGUACCACCCCCCGCGGCACCUCCUCCCGUACCGCCACAUAUGCUUGGUGCUGGCAGUUUUUCCGCGUUACACUACUUAAAACAGCCGGGAGUAAUGUUGACGUCUUUGGGCCAGGAAACCAAUGGACCGGUCGACCAAUACACUAGUAGUAUGCAAGAUUUACGAUCUGCUACUUUACCAGACGUAAUUCAACAACAACAUCACGUUGGCAUGAAACAGCACAAAAAUAGCCUGGGCGGAGAACUUCGACUCUUCAAGUGCCUAACUUGCGGGAAAGACUUCAAACAGAAGUCGACCCUUUUGCAACACGAGCGAAUCCAUACUGAUAGCAGGCCUUACGGUUGUCCAGAAUGUGGAAAACGUUUCCGCCAACAGUCCCAUCUUACUCAACAUCUUCGUAUCCACGCCAACGAGAAGCCGUACGCAUGCGUUUAUUGCGAGCGCACGUUCAGACAACGCGCGAUCCUCAAUCAGCAUCUGCGCAUUCACUCCGGUGAGAAGCCAUAUGAAUGCCCAGAGUGCGGGAAGCAUUUCCGCCAGAAGGCCAUCCUCAAUCAGCACGUCCGCACACACCAAGACGUCAGUCCGCACUUGGUAUUUAAGAAUGGCCUGAAUCCCACAUUAUGGCCUCAAGAUGUUCCGUUUCCUCAGGACGAAGGCAAAGAGGAGGUGACAUCGACGUACGGAGAUGGGGAAACGAAUGCGACACAGCCGGAUCGAUCCGGUUGCUUUUCCCCGGGAAGUAUAGCGAGCAACUUGCAAUAUCCUGCAUAUUUCAAAGAUGCGAAAGGUAUAAAUCAUUCCGUGUUUGGAGCUGCGGCCAAUUUCGGAGCUUUACAAUAUCUCAAACAGAGUCAAGGUGGCAAAUUACCCGACGUUAUACAACACGGUAGGUCCGCCGGUAUGCCUUUGUAUGUAAGGUGUCCAAUUUGUCAAAAGGAAUUCAAGCAAAAGUCUACACUUUUGCAACACGGUUGUAUACACAUCGAAUCGAGGCCGUAUCCGUGUCCCGAAUGUGGCAAACGAUUUAGGCAGCAAUCGCAUUUAACUCAACAUCUUCGUAUUCAUACCAACGAGAAACCGUACGGUUGUGUGUAUUGUGGUAGAAAUUUUCGGCAGCGAACUAUUUUGAAUCAGCAUUUACGGAUUCACACGGGGGAGAAACCUUAUAAAUGUGGGCAGUGUGGAAAAGAUUUUAGGCAGAAGGCGAUACUAGACCAACAUACGCGGACACAUCAAGGCGACAGACCGUUCUGCUGUCCUAUGCCAAAUUGCAGGCGGCGGUUUGCGACGGAGCCCGAAGUCAAGAAGCACAUAGAUAACCAUAUGAACCCGCACGCGGCAAAAUCGAGACGGAAUUCGACCGGUUCCGACAGCAGCAAACAAGUGACGCCUAACGGAAUAUUGCCUAGAGGAUUAACCCCCACCACUGUUGUUAAACCAGAAUUAUACUUUCCUCAGUGUUACGCGCCAAGUUUCAACCCACCUAGCGGUGUAACGCAAUUUCAAGGCCCCACUUCCGAAUAUAAAACUCCAAAUGGAUUGCCGGCUCAGUGACUAACGGCCGGCUGGCAGUUUCCCUGCAUCGGGUGACAUUCUGCCAGUAAUAAGACUGAUUUUGUGGUGGUUGUUACUUAAUUGUGUUUUUGUAAGAUGUGAGCUAGUACUUUUGAUAGAUGAAAUAUUUAUUGAUAACUUACGGAUAGAAAUCUUUUUUUGCAAUGAGUGAUGAAUUCAAGGUGCUGAUAAACCAUGCGUAUCAUGAUGGUUACGUUAAAAUAUUAUACUGGCUUUAAAAUAGAUAAAGCUAUAGACUUCGAUAUUUACAGCAAAUAAGUAAUUCGUUUUGGCGAUCAAGCUAAUUUUUGUAGUUUAUACAAUGAAAAUAGAUUUCGAUGCAUAUCAACAUUUAAUUAGACUUUUGUUAUUAAAAGGGGCAGUUUUUAAGUGUUUCGUGGGGAAUUUCGUGUCGUUCAAUUAUUCACCAUGCUUAAAUAAAAUUGUUUUCUUUUUACUUACUGUGAUAUUCUAUUAUUGUGUGAAAGCUUUGCUAAAUGAAAGGCAAUAUUAAAAAUGUUGUGCAAUACAAUUGCAAUAGGUGUGAAAACAAUGCGCUGUAAGUAUCUGAAAGUCGAGCUUUACAUAUACAUAUAAUAUAUAUAUAUGUAAUUAAAAAUGUAAAAGUAUUUUAAAUUUUAUUGGAAUCGUGUCCUGUUCACCUAGUGGCAAUACUUUUAAUCUCAAAAUACUUUAUGUAAGUAAGUAACGUUAAGUAUAUUUACUAUUGUUGUAGUUAGAUGAAACUAAUAUGUGAUCUCUUUAAUGUAAUCUUACGGAAAAGUGAAGGAGAGAAACUGACGGGUUCUAGUUGCAUUUAGUAUCGCGCAAAGAAGUUUGACAAAGGAAUUUUUCAAUGCCCCUUCCGAACCUCCCCAUGUAUUUUAAUAGUUAGUGAAAUAUUUAAGGAAAUUUUCAUAUGUACAUAAACCACAUAAACUUUGAUGCAUACUUGUUGGGUCAAAAACUCAAGUAAAACACGCGAGCAACCAAGGUGGGGGGGACCAAUCCGAUAUUUUUUUAAAAUGUUACAAGUAUGCAUCUACCGUUCAAAACUGUUUUCGAUGCACCAUUAGAUCAUAUUUGACGAAAUUGAUUAACUAUGCCGAUAAGAGAUAUGACAAUGAUGUGUGCAGGAUACCCAUUAAAAUUGUAUACGAUUAAUUUAAUAGAGUUCAAAGAGAGAGAGAGAGACGUGCAGGUUUCAGUCUAUUUAUUAAUUUUACGAUUAAACGACUGUUAUAACAGUCCAAAUUUUGUUGAUCUAUAAGACUUGAAAAGCGUGAUAGCAUUUAAUUAGUUUUUAAGUCAAUUUUAGGCAUAAUUACGAUUUUUAAAUUCUUAUUAAAUAAGUGUAAAUGGUUUAACUUUGAAACGGAAAUGAUACCUACGUAUUUAAAAAUUAGGAGAUAAGUGGUUUCAAAAUGUUAGAUGUGAUAUCCCAGUUGAUGGGUAAAAGUUUUGUUACUCAUUAAUGAUAUUAUUAGCAUAUUUUAAAAAUUGUGUUAGAUUAAUUUCGAUAUUAAUUCUAUUUCGUACUGUUUAUAUUUUUUUUGUACUUUUAUAUGUGAAGCUUUCUUACUUAUAGAAUAAGUAGCUGUAUACUGUUGGAUUGCUUAAUUUAUGUGGUCUAACCAUGUGCACCUGGUCGUUAAGGGUCAGUUGUUCUUAACGAUUUUACAAAGAGCAUUUGACCCUUACUUUUGAAAGUGUAUGUGUACUAAAACAGCAGUAUAAGUGCCAUAAAUACUAGUUAGUUAGAAAAGUUUGUUACGCUAUUGACAUGCGGAAUUUGAAUUUUUAAAUUUUUUAAAAAAUUGACUGGUUAUAGACGAAUUAGGAUAAGAGUUUAUAAAUAAGAAUGAGAAGACUGGGAUAUUACCAAACAGGGUGUACCAUUUGACUUGUAAAUGUUUCUUUUCUAAUAUGCUGUAACUGUUUGUUUUUACAUAUUUUUUUAAGUGACAUUUAAAACAAAUCCCUUAUUUA
Photinus pyralis (common eastern firefly) is the source of this 4907-nucleotide messenger RNA. It is a transcript of the gene jim, whose product is annotated as zinc finger protein 883. The record is from RefSeq and is a predicted model, not a curated record. The transcript has 3 exons. Gene Ontology annotation, molecular function: RNA polymerase II cis-regulatory region sequence-specific DNA binding; DNA-binding transcription factor activity, RNA polymerase II-specific. Lineage: Eukaryota; Metazoa; Arthropoda; Insecta; Coleoptera; Lampyridae. Bases 894 to 2918 code for a protein of 674 amino acids. Gene Ontology annotation, biological process: regulation of transcription by RNA polymerase II.